ACGCCCAUAUUGGCACCAUCGGUGCAAGUGCAACAUCGUUCUCUUCAGCUCCUGAAAUCGCCUUCAUAUAAGUAGCUGCAGUGCUCUUUAUUUCAUCAGAUCGCGCGCUGCUUGUUUCCAUGCGUUUAUUCCGUAUAAGUUGACAUACCCACAAUGACGAACUUCGCAACUCUGUUCUUGCUGUUGACUAUGGCAGCCCGAAUGGCAAACUCGGCCAGGAUUCUGGGCAUCAUCCCCACGCCCUCCAUCAGCCACCAGCUCCCAUUCCGACUGGUAGCUCUCGAGCUCGUCAAGAGAGGCCACCAGGUCACACUAAUGACUACUGAUCCCCUAAGGGAAAGUAUCCAGAAUUAUACAGAAGUAGACUUGUCAAAGUCAUACAAUUACGUGAGGUCAGAAUUUGACUUUGUGUCAAUGUCAGACUUAAGUCCAAUCGAAGUGAUAGACCUAUGGGCUCCUAUGACGGGAAAAGUGUGUGAAAUGCAACUGGAGUUCCCGCAGGUGCAGCAUUUCAUUCGGUCCCAGCCGUCUUUCGACGUUGUUAUCCUGGAGAGCUUAAUGUUCCAAUGUUACUAUGGUCUGAUUCACCAGAUGGGAUCCCCGCCAAUGAUAGGCUUUGUAUCUGUGGGCGCGCCCGCUCCUGUACUCUCCUCUUUUGGGAAUCCCAACAACCCUGCCUAUUCCCCUGAUUUCAUGGUGGGCUACACCGACCACAUGUCCUUCUGGGAAAGAGUGUAUAGCACCUACGUAACAGCACACUUUCAAUACAUAUGGAACUCCAGAGUGGUUCCAAUGCAAGAGAAGAUUCAAACGAAAUAUUUUGGUCCUGGUCACCCACCAGUGUACGAAAUUGAAAGGAAUUUCAGCCUCCUCAUCGUAAAUAAUCAUUUCAGUAUGAACUAUCCUCGACCGUUGCUGCCUAAUAUCAUUGAGCUGACGGGGCUGCAUCUAGAGAAACAGCGGAAGCCACUUCCUCCGGCUGUACAGAGCUUCCUCGAUGGUGCAGAAAACGGUGUGAUUUACUUCAGCCUCGGCAGCAACGUGAGGAGCAGUACGAUGCCAGAGCAUAAGAGGAGAGCGUUCAUUGAAGCUUUCGCGCAGUUACCACAGCGGGUGCUCUGGAAAUGGGAGGUGGACAGCCUGCCUGGACAGCCGGAGAACGUCAUGAUAGCCAAGUGGCUGCCCCAGCAGGACGUCUUGGCACAUCCAAACAUUCGUCUGUUCAUUACCCAGGGAGGACUCCAGAGCAUGAAUGAAGCAAGUUACUUCGCAGUGCCUCUCAUUGGCAUUCCUUUCAUGGGGGACCAGCAGCACAAUGUGGCUAAGAUGGUACAGGCAGGUAUAGGGUACCGUUUGCUGUUCAAAGAUGUCACUACCGAUUCCGUUCUGAAAGCCAUUCACACAGUUCUUGGCAACGAAAGCUACCAGGAGAACAUGAAGCGAUUCUCAGCGAUAUUCCGCGAGCACCAGGAGAGGUCUUUGGACACUGCCGUCUGGUGGAUAGAAUACGUGAUACGUCACAAUGGAGCUCCCCACCUGCGCAGCGCAGCCCUCGACCUGACCUGGUGGCAGCUGCUACUGCUCGACGUCAUCGCAUUCGUGGUUGCAGCGGCGUCCAUCGUAGUCUACCUGCUUUACAAAGCAGCCUGCUACUGCAGAAGUUCAGCACGCGGUUUUCUGAAGCAGAAGACAUUGUGAAGGAUACUGAUGACGAAAGUUUCACAUUUUGGACUGAAGAAAUAAUAUUUAUAGCAUCUAGCCAAAACAAAACUGGACAUGAAAAAUCAGCUGGGGCAAUUUAUGAGAACUAGCACGUGCUAAAUUGUCUUUACAUGAGACUCAGGUGAAACAAAUUAUUUCCUGCUGUGCAGGGUGCCGAAAUAUAUAUUUGUUAUUUGUUAAGUAAUUUAAGUGACUGUGUAUUUCUAACACAAUCGUAUUUAUUUCCAUUCAGAUUUUUUCAGCUGAUGUUUAUGUGCAGUGCACUAGUAAGAACGCAAGUGUGAGGGCACAUUGAAAA
This is a messenger RNA of Schistocerca serialis cubense, 2020 nucleotides long. RefSeq names its product UDP-glycosyltransferase UGT5-like. The record is from RefSeq and is a predicted model, not a curated record. The transcript has 7 exons. The coding region runs from base 154 to 1698 and encodes 514 amino acids. NCBI's taxonomy places the organism in Eukaryota, Metazoa, Arthropoda, Insecta, Orthoptera, Acrididae. Gene Ontology annotation, molecular function: UDP-glycosyltransferase activity.